Molecule: messenger RNA, 309 nt
Organism: Rhizopus microsporus ATCC 52813
Lineage: Eukaryota; Fungi; Mucoromycota; Mucoromycetes; Mucorales; Rhizopodaceae
Exons: 1
Coding region: 1-309 (102 amino acids)
Source: RefSeq, a predicted model, not a curated record
AUGUAUUACCGAAGAAAUCAAACGAAAAUGCAAACGACCCAAUGGGGGGCCGAAUUUGUUUAUGCUGACGAGUACUUGACGAGUCAGAUCUGUAACAAGUGCAAAUUCAAACAAUUAAAUAAUAUCUCAAUUACUGGAUCAAAGCGAAGAGUACACUUUGUCUUCAAGUGUGAAUCUUGUGGUACGGUGUGGAAUCGUGAUGUGAACAAUGCAUUAAAUAUAUAUGGUAUCUUUGUCUACAAAUCAAAACACGACGAUGAAAGUCCUCCCCCCUCAAAAGACCUUCAAAAGACUAACGGUGCUCCCUGA